AUGUUCAUGGUAGACGACGACGUCUUGAGCGGGCUUGACGCGAUCGCCGAGAAGGCAGUGUUCCAUUUCCUCAUCACAAGCUUCGCGCCUCGGGUAACUAAGACCUUGCACGAACGCCUCCUUGGUAUGGUCAUGAAUGCGUCUAUGUCCCUUUUCUACACGUCGGGUGCUGGCUCUAUCGCCAACAGAUUCGGCCGGGACAUUGAACUCAUCGAUAUGGUGGUGCCUCUGUUGCUGAUCCAUACCGUCAUCACGAUCUUCGUCAUCGUUGCUCGGGGCGUAUUCAUCGCUGUUACGGGCACUUGUCCCUUCUGCUCGGAGCGAGAUUUCCUCGAACAAAACGACGAGCUCGUCUGCGUCAUUCAGCGGCCGGCUUACUUCCUGCUAGGCGUGCAGAGGUGGCUCGGUCUCGUCCUACACCUCGUUGUUUGCGGCAUCGCCAUCAUCCUCGCGAAGAUCGCCGUUAAGGCCAAAGGGCUAGACGUCCGGCUCAUCGGCCUUGCGCUCGUCAGCGUUGUGGGGCUCAGCGGCGAGCUAAAAUGGCUUAUCAUCCACUGGGCUCGCCUCGAGAUGUCCGCGGAGGCGGUCACUUGAGUGAAGCCAUUCACGAGCUCCGUCUAGUCCAAAUACCUCCCGACCGAGACGCAAGCCGUGCUAGAGAACUAGCCCUUGUCCGGCCGCAUAUAAUUCCGCAAUAUGGUAAUGUCGUACCACAAAGAUACUGAUUCUGUGCUUAGAGGUGUGCUUUUCUAGAUCGAGCCGGCCCAGCACAC
This is a messenger RNA of Durotheca rogersii, 773 nucleotides long. RefSeq lists its product as uncharacterized. Lineage: Eukaryota; Fungi; Ascomycota; Sordariomycetes; Xylariales; Xylariaceae. Gene Ontology annotation, biological process: transmembrane transport. The record is from RefSeq and is a predicted model, not a curated record. Gene Ontology annotation, molecular function: ATP binding; ABC-type transporter activity. Bases 1 to 594 code for a protein of 197 amino acids. The transcript is spliced from 3 exons. Gene Ontology annotation, cellular component: membrane.